Messenger RNA from Lentinula edodes (shiitake mushroom), 1374 nucleotides. RefSeq names its product WD40-repeat-containing domain protein. The record is from RefSeq and is a predicted model, not a curated record. Gene Ontology annotation, molecular function: protein binding. The transcript is spliced from 9 exons. NCBI's taxonomy places the organism in Eukaryota, Fungi, Basidiomycota, Agaricomycetes, Agaricales, Omphalotaceae. The coding region runs from base 1 to 1374 and encodes 457 amino acids.
AUGGGUGUAAUAGACUUGCCUACUGGUACUGUCAAUGCAUUAGCCUUUUCGAUGGAUGGACGUUAUUUGGCCAGCGCCAGCGACGACAAAACGGUGCGCGUUCACGACAUGCAACGUGGGUUGUCAAAAAUUUGGGAACACAAAGGCACCUACCCAUACACUGCUGUCGCAUGGAGAGAUGACAUUCUAUUCGUUGGUGAUGAGGGAGGGGGGAUUAUCUGCUCUUAUCCCACCUUGAGGUGGCCACGUCGACGAACAAACGAGGUCAUACAUGAGGCCUCUUCACCUGUCGCAGUUAUUGAAUUCAACGAGAGCGGUGAUCAUCUUCUUAUCUGCUCAGGUGCCGACGUUUUACUCUUCAAGAAUUCGAAGAAGGGUUCCGGAGCAUGGCGAUAUACAGACCGCCUGCCACGUCCUGCGUUUGGCGAGACUGAGAAUUUCGCCCAACCUCCGAUUCUAGCGACAGGCGUACAUUUUCUCGAGAGUGAUAAUGAGUGUCUUAUUGCAUACUACCAUCAUGGUUUUUGGAAGUGCAACAUCGACGCUUGGGAGACGACUCGUAUCUGGGGUCCAGACGAGAAAAUAGGAACUUCUGCUAAAUCCCCAGACUCAACUUCUUUGGUGGCGACAAAUAUACGCAAUGGUCUGGAUUGGUUCAGGAACACGCCUCAAGACUUCAAGAAAAUUAGUACCUCGUUUGAAGUUCAAGAACUUGGAUCCAAUGUUCCUCUUCUUGCUCUGUUCAUCAACAAAGGUCAAGCAACAGUAAUGGGUACGACGAAGGGAUACGCUGUGAUAUUCGAUGCAAAACACGGGAGAAGGAUCCAAACUUUGAAGCACGGAACGGACCGCUCCUGGGUGACCGCCUUAGCAUAUGUUGAACUUGAUGUACCAACCCGUCGUCGAAUGAUAGCCACUGGCAAUGGUAACUGUGUGCAGCAUACACAAAUAUUACUGUGGAAUGAAGACGAUGGCACUCCCGCGAAGGGAACUAGCAAGUUGUGGGUUCUACCUAGACUUAUUAUGAUGAUUGUAACUGUUGGCCGUAUGAUCCUCGUGGCAAUGGGUAUAACCUUCGCACUCUUGCUGUUAUUCCCCUCACAAUGGUCAAGGGACAGUGUCUCGAAGAUGCUUGGAUACUCCGAGAAGAUUUCAUCCAUGUCUUAUCCGGUGACAUCUUCCCCUUCCUCCGCCUCUUCCCCUUCCUCGUCUUUUCUGUCAUCCGGCGGUCACUCACCCCCGAAGACGAAAUUCAAAGAGAUACUAGUCAAUUUGGGAGAGCUCGUCCUGUGCUUCGAUAUUGCUUCUAGUUCAUGUGUAUUUUUCGUAUGCCUUGCAUAUUCACCGCUAGCAGCCAUUAUUCAAACAGAAUAA